AAGGCAGCAUGUCAUACCUGGUGAGCUAUCAUUUCUGACAGGUGUCCAUCAAGCUGCUGUAUAUAUUCGUGGUCUGGAGGAAACAAUCCAGACUGGAAUCUCAGCACCAUGGGGCCCUCACUUGCACCCCUCCUCAUCCUCGCUGUCAUCUCUUGUGUUUGUGGUCAGAAUGCCCCACCCUCAGGUGGCAGCACCAACUCAAUGCCUGGUCUAAGUCGGUACCUGGAACAGCUCAGAUUGGCAGCGCAGUUGCAGGCAGGUCGAAUGGCAAGCCAGUCAGGAAAUACCAACCCGACAGGACAGAGCCAGACUCCACCAGUGUCGAGCAUGGGUACGUCGGGGAUGAUGCCUGCGAAUGGAGGAAUGUCCAACGGUGGCAUGACCAUGGGAAUGCCUUCAAAUGGAGGAAUGUCCAUGGGAGGGAUGCCUUCAAAUGGAGGAAUGCCCAUGGGAGGGAUGCCUUCAAAUGGAGGAAUGCCCAUGGGAGGGAUGCCUUCAAAUGGAGGAAUGCCGAUGGGAGGAAUGCCUUCAAAUGGAGGAAUGCCGAUGGGAGGAAUGCCUUCAAAUGGAGGAAUGCCGAUGGGAGGGAUGUCCUUUCAAGGAAUGCCAACUGGUAAUGGAAUGUCAAUGGGAAUGGGACCCAAUAGCAGAAUGUCCAUGGCAGGAAUGUCCCCUAUGGGCAGAGGAGGAAUGUCCAUGGGAAGAAUGUCAAUGCCGGCUGGAUCGCCAGGGGGCGGCAUGGCAUCUUUUCUAAGCAGCAUGAGAGGGACCGGGGCUCCAGGUAUGGGAAGACCAAUGACGCAAAACUCGCGGCUGAUGAUGCAGAUGACGCUGUAUGAGAGGAAGAGGACCUUGCUGAAGAACAUCAUCAAGCUGUACGAGAACCACGGCUGUAUUGACCCAGUCCAGAAGCUGCCCGAUGGUACCAUAUCGUCCAUGGCAAUGAGCGCAGGAUGCGCUAACAGUCCUAUUGCUAACUUCACCUGCUCCCGCUAUGCAGUCAACAAGUUAGGUGCGACGAAUGUUCUUGCCCAGAGUGCAAUGCCGGCUAUGCAACAGAGCAUGUAUGUAACUCGACUUCAAGGACUUAGUCCCUACAACAUGUUUAAUGACUAUCUCGUGGGAAGGAGCCCACGUGGUCAGAUGAAUCCUGCUAUCUUCCGGAUGGUCAAUGGGCCAGAGGGACUUGGAACUGGUCCAGCGUUUAGCGGGGAGCGUCUUGAUAUGAUCAAGAACACAAGGAUGAGGCUCCUUCCCUACCAGUGCCAGGACAUCGGGGCCGGAAACCUGCAGAUGGGCAUCUGCUGUCCGGGACCAGUGUCAUUUGACCCUCAGCUUGAGAUGCUGGUGUUGUCGGACCUCGUUCAUACAUAGAAGGGUCAACAGCACCAUCGACGGCGACAGGAACGCCACCGGAACCAGGGGACAUAUACGAACACUGUGGACAUCUACAACUUGUGUAUAUAUACGAACACUGUGGACAUUUUAACUGCGCAUAACUGAACAGUGCUCAAGAAAAGUUCUUCUUGAUUUAAUAAAUUAAUAACCCGAACUUCAAUCUGACGCUUCGAAUCCAGAUGGUCUAUGUUUGGUUGGUAUUAAUACAGUCAUGUCCUACACAAAGUGCUUCCCCAUAAUGCUGGUGUCAUUUCCUAAGUUCUUCUGAUAAACCAAAGAGUGUGUAGUAUAUCCAACAAUGCAAAAUGUAGGUAUAUCAUAUUUUGUGAUAUGUGUAUGUGUGAUAGACUGAAUAGAGGUCUUCAAGAGCCAGUGCGAGAAACACUAGUACAUGCGGAUGACAUGCAGGCUACCAACACGCUUGUAGAAACACAGCUUAAAGUUCUACUCAAGAUUCAUUUAAACAUGUAUGUCUAUCAUGUUUAGAAAGAAUGUUUUAUUUCUCUAUUCAGAUUUUGUGAAUAAAUCAUGUGAAGUA
Molecule: messenger RNA, 1936 nt
Organism: Haliotis rubra (blacklip abalone)
Lineage: Eukaryota; Metazoa; Mollusca; Gastropoda; Lepetellida; Haliotidae
Exons: 4
Coding region: 109-1374 (421 amino acids)
Source: RefSeq, a predicted model, not a curated record